AGGAGGACGUUCGCUUGUUAAGGAGCCACAAGGAGGGUCCGGGCUGACAUGAAGGACUGAAGUGCAGAGGAGGGAAAGGAGAAGGGACCCUCCGGAGCGAGACGUGUGUGGAAGGGACGGAAGAAGAGAGAGGCUCCUUGACAACUGCCUUGUGCGUGACAGAGGAAGAACAGAAGGACGGGACAGGAGGAGAGGAGAGGUGUCCACCGCAAAUAUGGGCUGCAUUCACAGUACAAGGAUUGGAAGGGUAAAGAAAUAUGGGGCUAGUGUAGAUCCGGUGGGGGUCCUCCUCAAAAGCGACUCUGAGAUGUCUCCUGAGGUCCUCCAAAUUGCUGAGGUGACGACCACCUGUACUUCAGCCCCGGACCAACAGGGCUUAACCAAGUCUACGUCACAGAAGAAGAGGGGCUCCUUACGAAGGAGCAGGAGUGUGGAACAAGUGAUGGAGCAUGUGAUGGAGCGACACUAUGACUUCGAUCUCACCUACAUCACGGAAAGGAUCAUCUCUGUCUUCUUCCUGCCGAGCCUCGAGGAAGAACAGUACCGCAAGAACCUUCAAGAAGUGGCCACCAUGCUCAAAUCCAAGCACCAAGACAAGUUCCUGCUUCUGAACCUAUCAGAGAAGAGGCAUGACAUCACCAGACUUAACCCGAAGGUGCAGGACUACGGCUGGCCUGACCUGCACGCCCCACCACUGGACAGGAUCUGUGCCGUGUGUAAGGCCAUGGAGACUUGGCUGACCUCUGACCCCCACAAUGUGGUGGUCCUCCACUGCAAGGGCAACAAAGGCAAGACGGGGGUCAUUGUGGCAGCCUACAUGCACUACAACAAGAUAUCAGCUGGGGCAGACCAGGCUCUCACCACGCUGGCCAUGAGGAAGUUUUGUGAAGACAAAGUCUCCUCUUCUCUUCAGCCCUCCCAGAACAGAUACAUCUACUACUUUGGCGGUCUGCUGUCAGGCUCCAUAAAGAUGAACAGCAGUCCUCUCUUCCUCCACCAGAUCCUCAUCCCUUCACUGCCCAACUUCCAGGCCGGGGGAGGUUACUGUCCCUUUCUGAAAAUCUACCAGUCUCUCCAGCUGAUUUACACCUCAGGCAUCUAUGAUCCUCAGAGCUCCAGAGCAAGGAAGCUCUGCAUCACCAUGGAGCCAACAUUACCACUGAAAGGAGACAUCAUGGUAAAGUGCUACCACAGGCGGUCCAAAGCUGCAGAGAGGGAGGUGGUGUUCAGAGUCCAGUUUCACACCUGCACUGUUCAUGGAGCUCAACUGUGGUUUGGCAAAACUGAACUGGACGUGGCCUGCACAGAUGACAGGUUCCCCCCCGACGCCACAGUCGAGUGUAUCUUUUCAAGCGGCCCGGAGAAAACGAAAGGCCGAGACUACCGGAAGAAUGAUCCCUCCAUCAAAGUUGACUACAGGACUUCCGACCCUGUGAUGAGAUGGGACUCCUAUGAGAACUUCAACUUGCACUACCAGGACAGUAUGGAAAAUAUCUCUCAUACAAGGGGCCCCUUGGAUGGGAGUCUGUAUGCCCAGGUGAGAAAGAGACGUGGGCCAAGCUCUGGGGCCUCGCCCAAUGGACGCCUCCCAGGCAGCCCUACGGUGAAACCUCAAGCUCCCAGCCGGCCUCUGCCUCAAACUCAGCCUCUCUCCUUCAGCCCCCACUCAGGCCACUCCUCGACCCCCUCAGAUCGAGCUGAGGAGCCCUCUCCCUCCCCAGUCUGCCCCGCAAAACAAGAGACUGACUGUCUGUUGAAGAGAGGAGAUGCAAGGGAGAGGACGAGAGAUAAAACGAGUGGGAAAGAGAGGGAGAGGGAGACGGCAAUUUUAGAUGACGGGGAACUGUCAAGCCCAAGUGGUUUGAGGCGGGAGUGUUCACAUUUAGGUCGAUCGAGUGUGAGGUGUGGGGAGGUGGGGUGGGUGAGAGAAAGGGAGAGGGAGAGAGAUCCGUGUCUUUCUAACGGUUGCCUCAGUCGUUGCAACAGCACUAAAAACAAUCCCAAAAGUCGGACUUUACCGGCCUUGCCAUCCAAACCCAUGAGCCCUCCUCCUCUCUCAACUCACAUGGAACUCUGCUAUCGCCAUAGUGCCCACCCGUUACCAGAGCUGCCAUGGGAACACCCGACCCCUCCCUUGCCCUGUCUCCACAGGCCUUGCUACCCUUUUUCCACCCCCGAGCACACCCACCCACACAGCCACACCCUCCCACCCUCAAACAGAGUGUGCAUUGGGGAUGAGUGUCAUCUCCUCCAUUAUCCCAGCCAUGUCCCCUCCUCUCACCUCUCCCAUCAGUCACUGCCCUCCAGUCCAUACCGGGAACUGUUCUUCAGCCCUCAUCAACCAGCCUCAUCUGGUUGCCUCUGUCGCGAGUGCACCAGCAGGCGAGAACACCAGUCAGCUUCAGUCAGACUAGUCCACCCGCUGCAUGCAGAUGAAUCGGGGAGCCCACAAUGGACCCAAGAGGUUGUGGCACGGCAGACUAGAGAUGGGCCUCCGCUGUGGGGGCCAGAAAGUCCCUGGGAGAUGGAGCGAGAGGAAGAACGUUGGCAGCACAAGUCAGCCAUGCCAACUUACCGUCUCUACCACUCCCCCUUGGAGCAGAGUCGGACCCUGGAGCAACCCGGAAUAAUCUUCGGUCCGCAUCAGGGUUACCCAAACCCCCUUUCUCUCGUGGACAUGCGAGACAGAGCCAGCAGUGGAUACCACACCCCUCCACCACCCCGCCAGUCCUGCUCCUGCUCCCCCUAUCAGUCUUCCCCAGCCGAGAGCCACGAGAGCCGGGGAUAUGCCUCCGGAUACCAGUCUGGGUCGGCAUCUCCUCUGCCUCCGACGAGCCCCAACCCAGGAGCCUCUCCUGCAAGAGGUGGACUGGCUGGGACCCCUUUUGAAACCAGUAACCAGAGUGGGCAUCUCACAGAAAAACAAAAAGAUGGUGCAGAGGACCACAUAUCGCAGGAUUCAACGGAAAAAUCUGAUUCUAGUGAACAGUCAGGCACCCCUGCUCCAGAUUCAGAUCAUGACUACACACUUAUUACCAGCAACAGCCCCACACACAUGGAAGACAGCGUAACAGAGAAGAUUGUGGAGAGUGCUCCCCAGAGCUCCCACGAGUCAAGUCGAGAUACCCCAGUCCCUGCACCUCUCGACCCCAACACAAUCGGCAACAGUACCAUCACACAAACACCAACAAAAACGACAACACAAGCCCAAGGUUUAAAUAUAUCCAAAGACCCAACUUUGGCAGCAAGUGGUCUCUCCCAGAGUGUCAGCUCCACAUCCAACAAUGAUGAAGCAAAAGUCACAGUCACAUCUAACCAAGCUGUAACUGAGACCACCGACAUUAUCCCUCCCUCCGCCCAACCAGUCACCCCUGUUCAAAUGCAACUCAAUGGCUCCGCCCUUCCUGGUGAUACCCAGUCAGACAGUAACAGUAACAUGGGUGUAUGUCUAAACCCCUCCUCCAGUAACAGCUCUGUACCCAUGUCCUCACCUUCGCCCAUUGGCUCCUCGGACAAACCACCCUCUCCUCAGCCCUCCUUAUUGACCACAGACCCAGCGGGUCAGCGGCUGACCCCCGACAGAGACGGCACGGCGGACACUAAGCCACCGUCCCCUGUGCCCGAUGGGUACCACACGCCAACUUUCCCCAUGGCGUCCUAUUACUACCCGUUAUUAAACGUGCCUCAUGUCCCAUACACUGGAUACACCGCAGUUACCAUACCCGCCAUUCAGCCGCCUCUCCCUGAGAAAAAACGCCUUUCGCCCGGAGCCGGGCCCCUCAACGGACAUAACUCUCUUCUGAGGGCCUCCUCAGCAUGCACUAGCCCGCACCACGUAACGUUCUCGCCCUCUGUGGGCGAGCUACCCCAGAUGGUCCCACGAGGGUCGAGCUGUAGAGAGGAGACUGACACCAGAGUCAAUGCUAAGUUUGUCCAGGACAGCUCCAAGUACUGGUACAAACCGGGUAUCACAAGAGACCAAGCGAUAGCUGUGUUGAAGGACAAAGAGCCCGGGGCUUUCCUCAUCAGAGACAGCAACUCCUUCCAGGGGGCCUAUGGCCUGGCCCUCAAGGUGGCAAUCGCUCCUCCUAAUGCCAACGUCAGUGGCACCAAAGGAGAUCAUCUGGAACAGCUGGUGAGACACUUCCUCAUCGAGACGGGACCGCGGGGAGUGAAGAUCAAGGGCUGCCAGAAUGAGUCCUACUUCGGAAGUUUAUCUGCUCUGGUGUACCAGCAUUCAAUCACUCCCAUAUCACUACCAUGUGCUUUACGCAUACCAGAAAAAGAUUUAGUUGGGGAGCUUCAGGAGAUGCAGAGUGCCACCAACACCAGCACGGCAGCAGACCUCCUCAAACAAGGAGCAGCCUGCAACGUACUCUACCUGAACUCUGUGGAAACCGAGUCGCUGACGGGGCCCCAGGCCAUUUCAAAGGCGACAAGAUCUACCCUGGCCCUGAGGCCGCGUCCCACAGCAACUGUUGUCCACUUCAAAGUGUCCACCCAGGGCAUCACUUUGACCGACAGCAAGAGAAGACUUUUCUUCCGGAGGCACUAUCCCAUCAGCAGUGUGACGUUCAGCAGCGUUGACCCUGACGACCAGAGGUGGACUAAUUCUGAUUGCACGUCGAGCAAGAUGUUUGGCUUCGUGGCAAGGCGGACAGGAAGUGUGACAGAAAACGUGUGUCACCUGUUUGCAGAGAUGGACCCCGAGCAGCCAGCUGUAGCCAUUGUCAACUUUAUCAACAAAGUCAUGCUGGGGCCGCAGCUGCGACGAUGAAGACCCGGGAGGGUUUUGAGGCCUGGGAUUGCCGUGAACAGGGGAAAGAUAUACAUGGGACUAAAAAGAAAGUGUUUAUGUGCAUAAGUUGUAUGAGGAAGAAGACGGCGUGGCAACUACACGUUUGUGAUAGAAUCCAUGCUUUAAUGUCAGGAUUCAGUGCAGACAGGGGAGAGAUUCUGACAAGUUGCUGCUUGGUGGGACACAAAGUCGUUGCUGUAUUUCACAAAAUGGUGAAAGCAGUUUCCAGGGAAUGGGUUAAUAGACCCCCAAAGAGUGAUGAGAUUUUAAGAACCAUUGCCAAAUGAGAUUUUAGCAGCAUUUGUCUCUCCAUUUUGUGUCAUCCAUAUACUCAUUCAUUUUAUUUGUUAACCUCUUAUUAUCAUGUUUACUAAAAUAAUGAUAACAAUAAUAAUAAUAUGGGUACGGCAUGCCUUAGACACCUGCACCUUAUGGAUGCACUUGGCACAGACUGUUACUGGAUUUUUUCCCCCCCACAGUACAAUAUUACAAAAUGUUAAGUUCAUGAAAUGGCUAAGCAGGACAUUAUCAGUGUACUAGAAUGUAGAGGCAAAAUGUUCACAUGGAAGAUGACGUUGUUGCACCAUCAGCCCUGAUGGAGUCAGUACCAAAGAGACGGUGUAAGUAAGUCAUUACAUGGAGCACAGCAAGUUAUCGUAUGUGAUGUUUUAACGACUGAGUAUCUUUGGAUACAUGCCGUGUCCGUUUACAGUCCUUCUUGAGAAGAGCUAUUUCAUGUUUACGUUCAUACACUAAUGGUUCACUGACACGUAUGGUAUUUUAAUGUGUGUUUAUUCAAGUCAUUUAUAUUUAAACACAAAAACAGGCAAAGGAGAUGUAACCUUGGUGCAUCGUACUGUACACGCUAGGCCCUACACAGUCAACGAAAAGCAAAAAUCUAUAAUCUAUGAUGCAUAGAAAAUAUUUUCAGACUGUACAAACAAAAUAUUGUUUGAUUUAGCUCAUUUGUCAAAGGGAAAUUCGACCCUAAAAUAAAUUACACAUUUCAGGGAUCACAGACAGUUUAACCAAUAAUGAGAGGAUGAAAAACUGUCUCCCAAAGCUAGAAAUAAGCAGAAAGAAACUGCGCGUAGUCCAUGAGAGCUGCUCAAUGCACAAUUUAUUGGAACUUUGUAAUCUUUUGUGAUGUUUUUGCCUGAAAAAUAGAUAAUAAUCGUACAUCGGUGGCACACAAGUCUAACAGUAUCCUGGCAAAUCACCCUAAAUCAUGUUUUGUAUCCACAAUGUUAAGUUUCCGUUCCUGAUGGAAUUUCAUUGUUAAUCCAGAAAAUGUCUUGCUAUAUCACAGAUUAUUGACCUGUUUUAUUAAAGGAAACUUUUUUUGCAAACAAGUCUAGAUUUGCAAAGUGUGUUUUGCAAGCAAGUCUGGAUUUAGCUAUCCAAGAUUAUUAGCAUAACUUGCAAGAAUUGCGUUUUAGGUUGGAUUUUUAUUCUAAAUUAUUGUAUAAAGGGAUCUAUGAAGUGUUGACUUUUUACUAUCAUGUUUCUGUUUUUUUUUUGGUAUCUCUGUUUUAUAUGAGCUAAUUUGGCUUUAAUGCGGUUAUUUUUCAGAGUUGUGCUUUAUAAAAAAAAGAAAUAAUAUAUUUUAUGCAACUGAAGUGGAUAAGAAUAACUGUAUAAUAUUUCUAUGACACUGAAAAGGAGAAACAAAUAAAAAGUAAACGAAACACGUGCGUGUCACUGUGAG
Messenger RNA from Lampris incognitus (smalleye Pacific opah), 6506 nucleotides. Its product is annotated as tensin-2-like. Gene Ontology annotation, biological process: peptidyl-tyrosine dephosphorylation. The transcript has 26 exons. The coding region runs from base 215 to 4777 and encodes 1520 amino acids. The record is from RefSeq and is a predicted model, not a curated record. NCBI's taxonomy places the organism in Eukaryota, Metazoa, Chordata, Actinopteri, Lampriformes, Lampridae. Gene Ontology annotation, molecular function: protein tyrosine phosphatase activity; protein binding.